Molecule: messenger RNA, 9151 nt
Organism: Amoebophrya sp. A25
Lineage: Eukaryota; Dinophyceae; Syndiniales; Amoebophryaceae
Source: the annotation of a GenBank genome assembly
AGGCAUUUCCUUAGGUAUCAAUCUCCUGUACUAGCCCGUUGUUCUUGUCUCCUUAAUAUGCAAAUGAUUGGCCCCAUGAGGUCGAAGAAUGCUGUUGUUGGACUUGUUCAACAUGAAAGGUUUUUAUUUGGAAAUUGAAUAGACUUUCAAUUUGUUUUGUCCAGAAGCAUACGCAGUACAGCAUCAAUUGUUCCCAUAGACACUGCAUCAUACAUUGGAACGAAAUCAUGGGUGGCGCUUGUUGCAAAGGGAAUCCCUAUGUGGUGGACGCAGCAGCCGGGUGUAGUGAAGUCCUGCGCGUGAGGAAAGUGGACACCAAGGAAUGUGCCUCCUGGAGUGAGCAUCCUGAACUACCUGUGAUCAAGCUGCGCCGUGGGGAGGAGAUAGCGGAGCUAUUCGUUGCCGCACACUGGCGGGAUGCUGCUGCUGUUAUGGAUUCAUUUUUUUAUAUAUAACUAGUGCGGUGCGUGCUGGGUGCAUUGAGAUUGAGAUAGAGAAAGGUCGUGAGCAGCGAACACCAUGAGGCUGAAUAAAAAGAGCCGCCAGGCGGGUCUAGCAGAGGACUACGGACUGAUUGUUUUGGAAAUUGAGUAGGGUCGGUCUGGUCCUGGGGAGGAGUGCCACAUUCGCACGAGGGGACGGCGUUUGAAAAGAUAGUGCGUGAGAGGACAGAGCAACACAUUCGUGAGAGAAAUUAGAAAAGGCACCACGCAAGAAAACAGCCGGUGAAGAAAAUGCAAAAAGAUAGAGCAUGCGCGUCAGUCGUGGAAUAGUCUGUGAUGUGAGAUCAGUAGGGCGCAGCGCGCGCCUUCGCCUUGGCCUUCGCUUUGCCUUUGGCCUUUGCCUUUGGCUUGCCCCCGCGGCCUUUUUUGCCCUUGCCUUUCCCUUCUUCAGCACCUCCGUCACCUGGUGCUCCGUUUGCAGGAGGAACAACGCCAGGAGGAAGCUCUCCUCCUUGGCCCGCAGCUACACCAGCAAGAGGCCCUGCACCUCCAAGAACACCACCAGCAGCACCUCCUGCACCUCGAGCGUCACCUGGUGCUUCUCCAAGUUCAGCCCCAGCAGGAGCGACGGCGAGAGCACCACCAACACCCACAGCAGCUGCUCCAGCUCCGCCGGCACCCGCAGCAGCAACAGGAAGAGGCGCAAGUCCGAGAUUCAACUUCGGCGCCGCGGGCAAUGCCAUGGUAGUUUUGCCAACGCCCGGCAAGGAUGCAGCACCUGAGGAGUUUGCUUCGUGGUGAAGUGUGAAGUCCUACGUGUAGAUGUAUUAGAAAGUGGGAGAAGGAGAAGCAAGAAGGUAUGAGGGAGAGACCAGGAGGCCGUGUCUCAGAAUAGCGAAACCUACAAUGCAGCGAACUGAGAGAGCGGCAUCACCUGGGUGGAGCAAAGCACUGGCGAAAGACUUCAUAAGUACGUACCUGAACUCCCCUCCGGCAAUGUGAAAGCGGUCUGCUGAUGCGACCGGUAAACGGUACUAUAGGGGCACUCGGGAUACGCUCCGCGAAGUCCGAGGGUAAUCUUGCAAGUUUCCCCGGUGAGGUAGUUAGAGACCCCAUCGACCACGAACAUGCGCUGUAAUUUUGAGAAGAUGGGCGAUAGAUUGGAGAAAGGCAAGCGAGGACGACGAAGACACUAAUAGUAGCAAGCUCCUCCCUUUAAAUCUAAAGAAAAGCGACGACGCGAAAGACAGGGCAUAGAUAAGGCAGAAGGAAACGAAAGGAAGGUGCUCCACGUCUAAGAAUCAAAGCCACCGAACAAAGGAAGUACCUCCUGGGAGUCGAACGACACCACCCAGCGUGUCUUAUGCUUCCCGUUGUGCAACUGAUUUUGUAAAUGCGUCUCACAGUGAGCUCGAAGAACCGAGGCGCCGCCGAGUUGUGCGAUGUCUCGGGCAGCGGCCUUGAUGACGACAUGCUGAGCGGCCGACGCGGGCUUCAUUGUGAACCUGGUAGUUGUUGGAUGAGGUGGAUGAGCUGAUAAAAACUGCUGAAGUGGUGCGGUCUAUGAUGACAAAGUGAGCCGCUGAGAAGAAGAUGAAACGACAGCCAAGCAAUAGAGGGAAAGAAGUCAAUGUCAAAGCCGGCGAGUACAUACACAGUAAAAACAUCCAGCAACACACGCAAACCCCUUACAGAUAAAUAUUAGAAUACAUCUUCAGCCGCGCAGAGGGGCCGUCACCACAAACAGCCUUUCGGAAGUCUGCAAUCGGAAAUAACAGGUUCACGGAUGAGUGGUCAUGUGUGAAGCCAUGCGGUAGACUGAGGCUGAGCUCGUCACUGAUGACGAACACCCAGCUUCCCUCCUCACCCAUCUCACACGUUUGGGGCAGAGUCUGCGACUCGACCACGAGACUCGUUUGAAUUUUGACAACUGCCACGGCCGUCUUUGCCGCUUGUGCGGCUGCACCCCGCUGGGACGACUGUUGCGCCGCGAGCAUCUUGUCGGUGGUUCACUCAGUUUCUCUUAGUUGCUUGACCUAAGGUAUGCCGUCCGGCAAAGCCUUCCCUGCGUCUUUUGUUUGGUGAAGAGGAGUGAUGACAGGCAAGUUUGCGACAGCAUUGAAGUGUUGUGAAUGUUAAACGUGCGAUCUAUAAUCCAGGCGAAAUUCGUCAAGUUCUUUAGAGCGGAACGCAUCAUCCAGAUCGAGCGCAUCAUCCAGAUCGAGACCAGCCUGAACUCUGAUCCAGAUCACCAGCACACUAACACCAUCCAAGGCCGGACCUGAGAGAAGAAAACCACCCCAAAAUAAAACACAACAUCCACAAAGGCUCGACUAUGGUCUCAAGACUUGAAGAAUUUGAAAGCUGCGACAGAGCCAUGACCAACGCCACCAACGAUCUGUUCAAGAAUUGCGCGGACCUGCACCGUAGACCUGGACACUGUGAUCUUGUGAGGAAUGAACUACCACGACGAUCUUCGCAAGAGCUUACACUCUGAGACACCCAAAAAGAGAGCCCAGCACAUCAAUAGCAAAGAGCUCAGCGGCCUCCUUUCUUGUGUUAACCUUGGACGCUUUGCCUGGCUCUUGUCUUUUCGUUAAAUGUAAACGCGUCCACGCUCUCAUGUCUUCGAUUUUUGACCGCGGUCAUUUUUGCGCACGUCGUGGCGUGGAACGAAUAAAAUAGGAAGAUAUUGGAAACACCUGGAAAAACCAAACGCAUCUUGCAGAUGUGUAAGAGAGCCUACGAAGAUGUUGGAAGCUCAUUUUGCAACUCUGGAAAAGACUAACCAGCUCCAGCGUAGCCGGCUACUCGACCGGUAGAGUCAAAAAGCACGCAGGGUUCUGCUCAUUCAGAAAGGCCUCAUCUUCCACAUCGUCCAAAAUGUGGAUGCCUCCGCGCGUGGUGCACCGGGAUAGCGUGACAUAGAGGCGACCAUGACCAAAGGGAACACCUGCGACGAAGAGGCGCGCUAACGUCCGACCUUGCAAGGCAUCGGCGGUGGCUAUCUGUGCGAGACGAACGGGAUACUGAUGGAUUAGAGAGAGGCGGGGAGGUAUGCCAACGCUUUGCUCAAGCCUGCAGACAGGCCGGCGCCAAACGGUCACUUUUCGGGAAACGUGGCCCCGAAAAGUCGCGCCAUGUUUUGGGCAAAGACCUGCACCAGAAGGCCACUUUUCGGGACCACGGUCCCGAAAAGUGGCCGUAAGGCACAAAGGUGACUCUUUGGACAAAGACCGGCGCCAAAAGGCCAACUUUGGGGACACGGCGUCCCGAAAAAUGGCCCUAAGGCACAAACGCCACUCAGUUUGUCCAAGUCUUCUGCCAAGCCUGUGCCAAAGGGCCACUUUUGGGGACACGAGGUCCCCAAAAAUGGCCCUAAGGCACAGAAGCCAUCUUUUGGACAGAGGCCGGCCGUCAGGCAAGCCUGUGCCAACUGAGUAAAGGCGUGAACAAUGAAGGCCCCGCGACGCCCUCAGAAGCCCGCCGGCUUGGUCCGUCCUGUGCAAAGCGCUGAACUUCCUCCCACAUAAAAAGCGGCAGAACUGUAACCCGUCGAUUUCUGCCUCCAUCUUCACCCGGCAGAGGGGGAAAAGUUCACCCGACUCCACGAAGCGAAUCCAGAUGACGUCGCCGUCUUUCCGCAGAAAGGCGAACUGGCUCUUCGGCGGAUGCUCCCCAAUGGCCAUCAUAGUCGUGCCGAGUACUCCAGGACACCAAUGCAAGACGCUGUAAGGAAGAUCAGAACAGUCGCGGCCGGUGAUGCAGUGGGUGAGAAGCGGCUCAUCUAUGCACUCGUUAGCGGCAUGCUCAGCGUGCGCCGUCUUCCCAUGUUGCGCAGCAUAGCGGCCCACCGUCUCCUUCGCUACUCGGAGGCAAAGCACAUGGGUCGGACAUGCGACCGCCUCAUCUUUCGACGCAACGACCUCCGGUGGUAUGUCAUGCAGCGGAAUGCGUGGGAAAAGGUCGAGAGGGAUGGACACGACACUGCUGUCACCUAUCUGAUUCAGAGCCAUGCCCCACUCCACGUCAUCCCUGUAGCGUUCGUUUAUGGUCAAAACUUUGGCACGCACUGGCGUCGUCCCAGCGAGGUCCUUGAAAUACGAAGCGGCCGAAUGGGUUGCCUGCACCUCUUCAGGCGAAAGAAAUCGUAGCUCAUCCUCGUGAUCAUUUUGAGCAAUGACAGCGGCGAUCUGUGCGUCACAACCUCCAAAGAAGACCACCAAGCCACCCCAAGGGGCCUGGUUUUGCCGCGCUUCCCUUGCAACGGCCUCAGCCUCCAUGAGGUCGCCACGCUUCAAAAGGUAGACCUCAUCAAUCCAGACAACCUGCAACCGCUGCAAAAACUCCACCCGCGCCGGCGAUACUACCGGGGGCUUGCCCGGUCGGAGCCCGAAAAGCUCGUGAAAAGAAGCCACAUUGGGAAGGAGGCGCGCGGCCUCCCAAGAUGCUGCGCAUGCUGUGGCCUCAGCCCCCUGAUUGACAGCUUCGUAGAGGACACGCCAGGCGAGCACGGUCUUGCCUGUCCCUGCACGGCCACGGAUGAGACACACCCCAGAACCAACGGCAAAAGACUCCCGCGCGAGGCGAAGCGCGUCCUCUUGGUCAUGGUUGAGGACAAUGUCAGCAGCCUCCGCGAGCUUUGGCGUCAUCACCAACGGGCGGAGAGGCGUGGCGUCUUGCUGCGGUAAAGCGUGAACCUCUGCCCCAGUAAGCUCACGAAGAACGCGGAAGAAGGUGGGGGCUGUGAGCUCAUCUCGACUGAAGUAGCCCUCCAGCAUGCGAAUAUACUUGACGACUUCCUGCGUCGACUCCAAAGUGCGAAGGAGGUGGUCAACAUAUCCCAGGAGUGCGUUGCUGCUGCGGUGGAGAAUCUGACUGCCCAACUCAUAGAGAGCCUCCUGCAAAAACAGGCCAGCAGACUGCGCCCAUGUGGGUGAGAGCUCAGCAGCCGAGACAGGUCCAGACUCCAGUAUAAGCUUGCGCCAAAAUGUCUCCUCAGAUUUUGAGGAGAACCGUGGAAAACGCCAGACAAACUCCUCAUGGUCCAAAUUCCUAAAGUAAGAGACACAGCCACACCCGAAAACGUCAACAGUGCCGACGGGCUCCCUUGACGCUGACACAGAAUGGCGGGACACUCGAUAAAGCUGGAGAAAGUCGAGAAAUGCAUAACACUGGAGCGCUGGUGGCCGAUGUAAAUACGCGAGAAGCUUAUUCGCCGGACGCCCGCCCUCUUGUCGGUUCUCCAGCCAAUCCGCCGGCACCUCUUUGACCUUCAACAGGCGACCCGGCACCCCAUUGGAAGGAACACCCGCACAACGGACCUCAUAGCGGGAGAAAUUCAACAAAUCGAAAGAAGCCGCACCGAGGGAGACGAUCCGCUUGGACUUGUAGAUGUCACCCUCACGGUGUUGCGCCUCCCAUUGGAGCAGCUUGCCCUCUGCAGUUCGCAAAAACGGUUUGAUGGGGUACUUGAAGAGGUAUUUGAUGACGUUCACCCCAUCGACACACAAGGGAUUCACAUGCGCCAUAGUCCGCCGCGGUGCAUCUUGAUGAGAAGAGCCAAAAUACUGCGUGAGUAGUUCAGAAAAAGGCACAGUAAAGCGGUCCCCUGUCGCGCGCGCAUACUGGCAGAAAGCCAUGCCAUUCUUCGCCAUCCAAUGCGUUGGACUUGGAGCCACAUAAGGAAAAAACUUACUGCAACGGCCGCCGACCUUAGUGCAGAAACCUUUGCUGCAGUCAUGGGUGUGCGCAGUCCUAUAAAAAUCGCGGAAGGGGCUGGCGCUGGUGUUGGCGGAAAUUUGUGACUCCAGGUGCCGACGGCUGCGGAACCGCUCACGAAGGCAAAGUAAUACGUGGCCGUGUAUGAGGCCACCACGCUGGAACUCAAUACCAGAAGCACGCCACAAGAGAGGACCAAAGAGCGACCCGUCGUCACAAUCUUGGAGGAAAUGAGACCAGCGCACCUUGAAAAUCCUAUUCGUCAGCGGGGCAAAGGUGUAGGCGUCCUUCGGGUCCCAUGUGGUAGCAUCGAAGCCGAAGAAGAUGAAAGCUUCGUCGUUCGUGUUCAUGGUAUAAGUUAUGAAGAUAGUCGGAGGGCCCAAGCGGCGGAUGCACUCAAAUGUGUCAGCACGUAGCGCAGAUAUAUGCGCAACACUGCCGAGAAAAGACUCAGGAAGCCCGGGAAUCUUGCAGCGUGCACGGUUUUCGAUCGCGGCCUUCAGUUGUAUCGCCUUCGCCAAUCUUUCCGACUCCGCGCUCACCCAGCCACGGAUGAGAAACAUGCCAGCAGUCUCCAGGAGGUUGUAGUAUCCCCAUAGAUCUGUGACCCUCCAAGCGCAGUUGGAGUAGAAAUCGAACUCCGUCAACUCACUGCCGUCGAUCCGGUCCGCCCGAGAGGCAUAAGAGAUAAAUAAAGCCGGGAAGCCGAGUAUAUCCACUGCCGCGCGCGCCGUGGCAUUAUUGCACUGCGCAGCCAAAUCACGGGAGGCGCCGUAAGCUGCUGGGAGGCCUGUAGAGAAGCGAGAAGAGAAGAGAGCAAGUCACUCGAAGGGGAAAGGCGGCAGCACUUGCACAGACUUGCUGAGGCUGAGAGUAACAACAUACAACACAUAAGGAGUCAUACAGUGCAUGUACAUCACGAAGCAAUGGAAAGAGACUGGCAAGAGUAAAUAAGUAGAGGGCACCUGCAUAAGCGCCGACGUGUCGAGGGUUCAAAGGGUCCAACACUCCAGCAAUCCGGGGAAGGCCAUCAACGUCAGCCAUCAUGUAGACCCCACGACCAAGCGCCGCAUCGACCUCCACCUCCGUAGGGAAGACGAAAGAAAGCGGAAAAGCAUGCCCAAACUCACGAAGAACCUGCCUACGCGGCACCGUCGUGCCUGCCUUCAAAGACCAGAGCAACUUGAGGCCCGUAUGGCCGUCUCGCAUGAGGUCCGUGUAGUGCGUUACCUGAGAUGGGAGGCCUGUCACCUCGCGCCGUGCUAUAGUUGAAGGAAGGGUCGCGACGGCACUACAGACACGGUUUGCCUCACUCCAUUGGUUAGGCGUAAAGCCGUUGACCUUAUCCGCCAAAUUAUUCGGAAAAGAGAUGCGGAUAUCUGCGACACCGUUGCAACAGCAUGGAAAUCGGCCUUCGGCGCCGGUGCUGUGGUGGAAGAGGCGCACCUCCUCCGCAAAGAGCCGGCAACCACAAAGCGGACACUGAACAGGCGCCCAAUCAAUAGCAGGCAGCACAUUUCGGAUGACAGGCGCAUAGUCAGCCUCAUCCGUUGCCCAUCUGUCAGACAUGCGGCUGCAAGUGUUGCACGUAGCAUCUUCCAAAUCGAACCAGCACCCAGGCUUCAAGUCUCCACAUGUGAGACACGCACGCAACCCAAGACCUUGAACAUGCGCCAUUUUCUGUCCCUCUUGGUUGUUCUUCUUCUCUGUGGAAGCAGAUAGAGAGAGGCCCGAAAACUAUGAUAGGGCACGGCCCUCUUCUCUUGCAAGGUAGACCGGCGCACACUCUGCUACGCUCUGUGUCUCUUGUCGAUCACGAUCCAAAAGCUGACAACUUCCACGAGAGAGCGGCGUGAGGUGAUGAUCAAAAGUCACGACAUCCCGAACACCAUCAAGGAGAAGCACCGGCAAGCGAGUGCGAAGGAGUGCGCGCACUUUGCAGGGUUCGACGGUGAAGAGGUUGGAAAAAGGUGCCAACUUGUAAGGGGGUCACAAAGGGGGGGAGAAAUCAUAAGGGGUCGCCUGCUUCAUUAAGGGGGGGCUGUAAGGGUGUCGCAAGGGUCUCAAAGGGUAACGCAAGGGGGGGGCGUAAGGGUCAUAAGGGUCGGCGCAACGGUUCAAAGGGGGGGGGUUCAAGGGGGGGGUAAGGGUAUUAUAACGGUAAGACAAAAUUUGUUAUUAAUAUAUAUUAAUUAUAUCUUUUGGAGUCGAUACUGAUCUGGGCAUCAUACCAUACCAUACUUGAGCUACUUGAGUACCUCUUUGUUUUCUUUUACCACUCGCUCUCGAGGAGGUACGUAGUUGUUCCAAGAUGAUCCACUCUUCAGUUGAGUUGUGAGAGAAGUGUGCGCGUAUCUAUUUGUUUUGUAACUACAAGUAAUACAGGUAAAGGUACUUUACUAGUGCCCGCCCCGGUGACUUAGUAGAAUACUAGUAGUAGAUAUUCUUGCUUGACAUCUUCACGCGGCUCUAAUCUUAGAGGUCGUGCGACUGGGAAGAGCCAAGAAAUCGUUCCACUCGAAGUAGAGGGCGACGAAGCCGAAGGAGCAGAACCGCUUGGACGUGGAAAGCUGCGCUUGGUGCUCUUGGAGGAUAUUGAUUCGACUCCAAAGAAAUCACCGAAAGACCAUGACCACAGUGGAAAUGAGGCAACAACAAGUACGAGAGCCUCUCCUAGCAACUACAUUGAGGAGCGCACGUUUGUGUUUGGUGCUGCUCCUCCUUCCUCGCAAGCCUCGUACAAAUAUCGGCACCUCUUCCGACAACAAGAGGCUUUCCUGAAGGCACAACCGACUGACGCGCUUCUGAAACUGGAGUACUGUGGACCAAGCAUGCGAAUUGAAGUGCUCAGUGUGCAAGUGAAAUAUACUAGUCGUAUGAAGAAACAGACGACUAGCAAAGGCGCGAUAAAGCAAGGCUUGGAAAAACUCGCACUAGUGGAGGAAGACUCGGACGAUCAAGUGGAGUAUAAAGAGGUGGUCAUGUAA